This is a messenger RNA of Cajanus cajan (pigeon pea), 1602 nucleotides long. Its product is annotated as Ras-related small GTP-binding family protein. Lineage: Eukaryota; Viridiplantae; Streptophyta; Magnoliopsida; Fabales; Fabaceae. The record is from RefSeq and is a predicted model, not a curated record.
GAGGCAUGGUUGGAUCGCGUGGCUCAGACGAAUGAGUAGAGAGAUGGCAUGAUUACGAUCAAAUUUUGUUCAUCCCUUAAACUUUCCUUCUUCCUUAAUCUGCCAUUUCCGCACACUACACACUUUCCUCCGAUUCACGCUUCCCAAUCUCCUCAGAUCCGUCGUCGAUUCGCUUUUCUCGCUUUCUAUUUUUCCAUUUCUCACUUCCCAUUUUCAGGCGAGAUGCGCCACAACGGAACUCGCUCCGAUCUCGCCGCGAUUCUACCGUGACAUGGACUUUGGAACCGAAUCCAGGACGCGCGUAUCGAGAAACCGGUGUUUGAAAUCAUUUGACGGAACUUGAUGAGUGCAUGUAGCGGUAGUACUAGUGAAGGCGUUUUUUGAGUUAUCGUUGCUGAAUAGGAAAUCAUGUUCUGGAGGGACCGCGAGAGGGAGAACAAAGAGUUGAACGGUGGGGUCCUAUGUGGCCAGGUCAGAGUGCUCGUUGUUGGUGACUCAGGUGUAGGGAAGACUUCUUUAGUUAACUUGAUUCUAAAAGGUUCUCCCAUUGCUCGCCCUCCUCAAACGAUUGGUUGUUCAGUUAAUGUGAAGCAUACUACUUAUGGAAAUUCGGGCAGCUCUUCAAGUAGCCUUAAAGGUGAUUCUGAGAGAGAUUUCUUUGUUGAACUGUGGGAUGUCUCAGGACAUGAACGGUACAAAGAUUGUCGGUCUCUGUUCUAUUCGCAGAUUAAUGGUAUAAUUUUUGUUCAUGAUCUUUCACAGAGAAGAACAAAGACUAGCUUGCAGAAGUGGGCAGCUGGGAUUGCUGAGACUGGGACCUUUUCAGCUCCUUUAGGAUCUGCUGGUCCUGGUGGCCUUCCUGUACCAUAUAUUGUUAUUGGUAACAAAGCUGAUAUUGCUGCAAAAGAGGGUACAAGAGGAAGCAGUGGGAAUCUUGUUGACGUUGCACGCCAAUGGGUCGAGAAGCAGGGUUUGCUUCCUUCCAGUGAGGAACUUCCACUGACCGAGAGUUUUCCUGGUAGUGGGGGCCUUAUUGCUGCUGCCAAAGAAGCUAGGUAUGACAAGGAGGCUGUGCUGAAAUUUUUCCGCAUGUUGAUCAGGAGAAGAUAUUUCUCUGAUGAAACACCUUCACCAGCAUGGUCCAUUCCUUCUUCUGUUCAGAGACCAGCUCAGCGUAUAGAUGAAAAUUUCAUAGAAGACGAUCACUCUUAUAGUACAAGUCGAAGCAGUGAUCCCUACAAGUAUAACAUGCUUCCUCCGCUUCCGGCACAACGCAAUUUAACACCACCACCCACACUGUAUCCUCAACAGCCAGUUUCAGUGGCGGAAAACUAUAGUUUCCCUAGAUUUUCCUUGUCAGGCUCCUCAGAAAUCAGUUCUGUGGCGAGAACAAAGCGUUCAGAUAUUAAUGUUUGAAGAUCUGUGUAUUACACUGAUGUAUUCUUGCAUGGAACGAAGUUAUAUGCUUGUUUAAAUUCUUUGUUCCUAUUGUAACUUGUCCAUUGAUUCAUUCGUUUUAAGAGGCUUUCUUAGUAGAAUGAGGAGCUACUUGUUCAAAGUUUGGGAGAAUUUAAAUGAUACAUGCUCGAUUCUUUUAUAUCA